CUCCUGGACAGGAUUGCUCAGAGCCGGACUGUGUGCGCAUCCUCCCUAUCCCAAUCGAGUCCAGCCCGGGUCGUGCUACUGUUGGUUACCUACGGUAGUGUGUAUUACGUCGUGGGCUCUUGCGUGCGAAACACCUGCUUUUACCCUACUACCUUCCUUUACUUCCUUCCUUCCUUCCGUCCUUCCGUUCGAACACUUCCAGGAACCUUGACCUUGCCUUACCUACCUUUUACCCUACAACCCGGCGCCUUUUUCUAAUAUUGCCCCGCGCGCAACACUCCUUCGACACGUUUCUCUCCUCGCCUUUCAUAAAUUCUCUUUUCCGAUCUAUCUGCUUAGGCUAAGGCCUGCGUUGAAUGCGCCGAGACCUGCCAUACUCCUCACCCGUAUCCUAAGCGUUUGCAUCUCCCUCCCGAGCUUCCGCCAUGUCCGUCGACAUCGAGCCCUCCGAGCUGAGCUUCCGACGGCCUUUCACCGUCGAAGUCUCUCAGAUUCUCCGGAUCAAGAACCCGAACCAGACCCCCAUCGCCUUCAAGGUCAAAACCACCGCCCCGAAGCAGUACUGCGUUCGCCCCAACUCGGGUCGUGUCGAGCCUGGACAGGAUGUGGAGGUUACCGUCCUUCUCCAGGCCAUGAAGCAGGAGCCACCUCUCGACACUAAAUGCCGCGAUAAAUUCCUCGUCCAGUCCGUUCCCAUCACUGCCGAUAAGGAGUUCGCGAGUAUUGCCAACAUUCUCGAUCAGACCGACAAGUCUUCUGUCAUUGAGAGGAAGAUUCGUGUCAACUGGCUUACCGCCGAUGACCAGUCGCCCAACCCGCCCAGUGCCUCUGCUGUUACCUCUACCCCGAACCGCCACUCUGUCGUUAAUGGCGACAACACUCCCGAUGUUUCGAACGUCUACUCUUCCCCUGGCCAAGAAGCUGAUCGCUCUGGUAGCCCCAGUGCUUCAGCUGUCCGUCCCUCGACUUCCGACACGAAGGACGACACGGUCUCCGAGAAGGCCCAAUCAACAGUCAGCGCCGCGAGCCACGUUGUCGCCAACACCGCCCAGGUCACCUACGAAGAGCUGAAACAGAAGCUUUUCCAGGCUGAAGCCAAGAUUGCCAACCUGCAGGAUAGCAGUGGUCUACGCCAACGUAUCAAGACGGAGAGCGAGAAGCUCCCCAGCACCCAAGAGGCUGCUGCGGCGGUAAGACAGGGAGUUGAGGGUGUAUCGGUGCAGAUGGUUGCCAUCCUGUGUCUCCUCAGCUUCCUGCUUGCCUACUUCUUCUUUUAAACUUGGUAACCCCGACAAAUAACCCUUUCUACGAACUUUCUAUUGGAGGAUUUACGAAGAAGUGCUGUGGGGUAUUGGAGUGCCUUGGUGUUAUUGCCAUCACUCUUGUAGGCCCAAGGAAGGCAGCAUGGCGAGAGGAGGUUUUGACGACGGGGUUUGGCGGAUGGAGACCAUUCAUCCACAACAACCCCGAUCUGACAUGGAAUGGAGUCAC
Colletotrichum destructivum is the source of this 1491-nucleotide messenger RNA. Its product is annotated as Putative major sperm protein (MSP). Gene Ontology annotation, biological process: endoplasmic reticulum membrane organization. The transcript is spliced from 7 exons. NCBI's taxonomy places the organism in Eukaryota, Fungi, Ascomycota, Sordariomycetes, Glomerellales, Glomerellaceae. Gene Ontology annotation, cellular component: plasma membrane; endoplasmic reticulum membrane. The record is from RefSeq and is a predicted model, not a curated record. Bases 426 to 1277 code for a protein of 283 amino acids. Gene Ontology annotation, molecular function: FFAT motif binding.